UGGCUGCAGACUUGGCUGUGUUGAAGAUCAGUGAGGCUCACAAUCAUCUUGAAAAAAUUGCUGAGUUUGAAAAAAGAAGCAUAAAUGGUGCUCAGAAACUGAAGAAAAGAAUACAAGCAGAAAUCAAGUUCUUGCAGAGAUAAGCCUGGCAGCCAGAAACACCUGUGCUUGUGGGUCCAAUAUGGUUGUGCUGAGCAGGUUGGUGGAUAAUGUGAUGCAGUCAGGCCUAGGACAGGGCAGACAGACAAAAGCAAAACCAAUGACUGUCCUGUGUGCAACCAGGCAUUUUAACGAUACAACACAGAACAAGGACACAAUACUUCAGUCACUCUGGCAAUCAUCCCACAGACAAGCACAGAAUCUCCCCUCAAUUACAGGCUCAGGCAGUUUCCUCAUGACACAGCAUGGUCUGUACAUGCUAUUUUCUAUGCAUGGUACUGUCUAUGCACAACAUUGUCUAUAUACAGCUCCAGCAGCACAGAAAUCGCACAGCAAUUCACAAGGGCAACAGAGAGCAGUGCACGUUGUCUAUCCAUUCCAGGGUCUGCAGAAUUCAGAAGGCCUGAAAGAGAAAGAUGUCCAGUGUUCAAAUUUGGGACAGCUUGGAGCACUGGCAGAUGUGGCCAUGGAUAUACCUGAUGUGACAGGAAUUUUGCAGUCUUUCAGAAAUGAAGAAAAUGAAAAAAUUAUAAUUGAUAUUGUUGCUGAUAAUGGAAUGAAAUGGAUCAAGGUAAUUAUGCGUAACCCUAAGGCACUUCAUUUACUUUUUGCUCUGGGUCGGCGAGGCAGUGCAAAGCCUCUCAAUGAAGUGGCAGAAGACUUUAAAAUGUAUGCCAAGUUACAUCCAGUCUUCUACUCAUCCCCAAAGGUCAUAUUCUGGUUCUGCAAUGGGGUGAGUGAAGGCCUAGCCAGAAGCAUUGAAGAGAAAGGUGUUGCAGUUGAGGGAAGAAGGAUAGCAGAUGAAGAUCUUGGACUUCCUGACUUUUCCAUAGAGGACUCUGACACUGAGACUGAGGAGUCCAGUAGUGCCUCUUAUUAUUCAGAUGCUUCAGAGGAAGAAGAUAUAGUUGUUACUGACAAGAGCAAAGACCAGAAUACAAAAACUAGUAAUAUCUUUGCUCAAACAGAAAUAAAGUUGGAGAGAGCUAGCAUUUCACUGAACUUAGAUAAUCAUACAAAUACUUUCCCCAUUGAGAAUGCAGACUCAGGUUUCAUUGACCAAAGUGCUCUUAGUUUAAGUGUGUUAAGUUUGCAUGACACUUCUGGCUGUGAAGAACAAUUGGGUCGUAUCAACCUUGAUGUCACAGCCAUGAUAGCAUAUGUGUCAUCAACUGCCAAUGGUGGAGCUAAUUUUGUAUUUCAAGACAAGUUCCUAAAUGAACAGGCAGCUUGUGAAAGAAAAAAUCCUGUUAAGAAUACCCUUGAUGCAUAUUUUAAAGGAAGAGAACUGAUAGCAUGCAAAGAGGCUGUGGAUCGCUUCCAGGAGAUUGUGAGUGUCAUUGGAGGAGAUGGGGAGAAGACAAGAGCCAAGGAGCUUCUAGCCCGGCUAACAGUUGUGCCUGGGCAAGACUUUUUCAAGGACAAAAUGAAAGCAGGUGGCAAGAUUCGUGCGUUGCCUCGGAUGACAUUUGGCACUGGCCAGGCAAUGCGAGCCAUCACUGUCACUUCCAACAUGGGCUUUGUAAGGGCAGCUCAUUGUCAGGGCAUCAACCUGGCAGUGUUCAUCCAUCGGCCACGAGCUCUCACUGAAGCCAAGGAGGCCUUUGCCAUUCCUCUUGAAGGUGUAUGAUGACCUUAAUGUGAUACAGACAUGUAUUUUUGAGGUAUCUAUCCAUCUAUCUGUCUGUAUUCUCAAACUAUCUUACUGUUUAAUUUUUCAUCUGUUCAUCUAUCUGUUUUUUAUGGCAUUUUAUUUUAUUUUAAUUUAUAUUUUAUCUAUUUUCACUACUGAUCUCAUCUUUAAAUAUUUCUACACAGCAGUAACAUUAUCCAUAUAUAUACACAUCAUUAUAUUAUGUAUUAAUAUAUUAUAAAUUCAUUAUGAAAUAAGGACAUCAUAACAUUUAUGUCAUGGAAAAUGACGGUGCUCUCCCAUUCUUCCUUCAUAUCAAGCAUGGCUCAGUGAAGAUCAGUGAACUCAGUUUUAUAUUCAGGCUCUUGGUGCAUUGAAGAGUUGAUGUAGGGAGGGGCAAUUUUAUAUGAAGGUGGAUAGUAUGGCUGCAACCAUAAUCAGUACAUAAAUAAUCCAUCCAUAGGCCAAUACAAGACCCACCUUUAACUUUAAUUAUCCACAUAAGAGAUGGGGGUAAGAUAGUGGGUGAAGGUAGACUAUGUUGGUCAUUAUGAUAAGAGCAAUACAUCUAUUUGGUAAUGUGAAGCCUACCUAGAGCUAUGGAUACUUGCUCUUUGUCAUCAUCUUCCCCUGUCCUCUCAUCCCCCCAUUCAAUAAUUCUACUUGGAACCUGAGUACUCUUACUGGACCUGACUGUGAAACCAUGUUGUCUGGAGCUCAGAUGGAGAGAAGGAAACAGUUUAUGAUAUAUAUACCAGAUUAACAUCCUCACAAAGAAUGCUGAAUUGCUUAUAGUGUAUAUUAAUUAUGUCACUCCCAAACUUUCACAAUACCUAUCAUGUUAUAAAAAAAAUACAUGAAAUAUUAGUAGUAAGGAUGAGACAGUUUGUAUUAAGUGUUUAUUUGUUGAGUUACAAAGGAAAUAAAAAUAUUUUGGCUUGGCCAUGUAAAUAUUAAUGAACUCAAAGCUACUUAGAUGUAUUAAUCAUCAUCUAAUAGGUGAGUUCCAGGGUAUUUUCUCACCAUGCAAUAGAGUUCUUAUAGGGCAGAAGGGAAGUUAAAGGGGAGAAUACGUGUGUGUAUUGUGUGUGUGCGUGUGUGUGUGUGUGUGUGUGUGUGUGUGUGUGUGUGUGUGUGUGUGUGUGUGUAUUUACCUAGUUGUGACAUAUGGGAGAGGAGCUAAGCUUGCAGUGCCCCAUCUCCAUGACUAUUCUUAUUGAACUUUUCCUUAAAAUCAUGAAUAUUCCUUGGACAGACCACAUUUCCCUCCAGUCCAUUCCAUGCUUCUAUGAGAGAACCUAAACUUCUUUACAGCCCUUCUGCAGGUGGUUGCUUUUAGUUUUCUCCCAUGUCAUCUUGUUUCUCUUUCUUUCAACACAAAUAGAUCUUUAUCCAAUUUUCCUAUCCCUCUCAGCAUUCUGCCUAGUGCAGUCACAUCACUUCUCUUUCGUCUCUUUUCCAAGGUUUGGAGUUGCAUCUUACUAGAUAAUCUGUCUUCAUAGGGUAGAUCUCUCAAAUUUGGUAUCAUCUUAGUUGCUUCUCUCUGUUCUCUUUCCAACUUCCUCAUAUGUUUUCUUCAUGUGGUGACUAAACUGCAGUUGCAUGUUCUGGUCUUGGACAUAUCUCAUUAUUUCCUCAUCCAGACAUUCAAAGACCAUUCUUACAUUUCUUAAUAGAUUGAGAGUUUCACCUGCUACCUUAUUGAUAUGUUUCUUUGGUGAUAGUUCCUCCAAAAAUAUCACUCUCAGAUCUUUUUCCUCUGUUUUCUUGUUAAUUGCUUCACUUCCCAUCUUAUAUCUACACCUUCUAUUACUUUCCAAGUUCCAUCUUUUUAGUUGCUAGAGUUAGAUUUCAUUUGUCCUAUAUUGCUCCACUCUCUUUACAGUUUCUUACAAUCUUCAUUGUUUUUCACUUUUCUCAAUGGUUUUACAUAAUCUGUGAAGAGACUUAAAUAGAUGGUUACAUUUUCUACCAUAUAAUUUACAUACACUGCAAACAUUACAGGUGCCAACACUGACCCUUGGAGUACCCACUUGAUAUUAGGCAUCACUCUGAUGUCUGGUCCCUUAUUACCAUUCUCAUCUCUCUAUUCUUUAAGAAAUCCUCCAUCCAUUUUAGCAGUCCUUUGUUUAGACCACCUAUCUUUUCCAAUUUCCAUAUAAGUCUUUUUUGUGGUAUCUUGUCAGAUGCCUUCCCAAAAUCUGGGUAAAUACUGCUUGCCCACCCAUCUCUCUCUUAUAUUAUAUUAAUCACUUUCAAGUCAUAACAAAACAAGUUUGUAAAACAAGAUCUUCCCUUCUUGAAUCCAAAUUGGCAUUUUGUAAGGAUUUCAUUAUCUUCCAAAAAUUUGGUCCAUUUGUUUUUCAUUAGUCUUUCACAUACUUUUGUCACCAUAUUUGACAGUGAGACUGGUCUGUAACUGGAUAUGGGCGCAAUGUUUGCCCUCUUCUAAUCCUUUUGGAACUGUUCCUUCAGUUAUAUGAUGGUAUGUAAUUUAUCCAUAAGCAUACAAUACCCACCCUCUAUUCAAGGAUUACAGUGAAUCAUACUAAUAAUACUGAGUAUAUAUUGCAAUAAAAAUUAUACAGCAACAUAAAAA
Messenger RNA from Scylla paramamosain (green mud crab), 4391 nucleotides. RefSeq names its product UPF0415 protein C7orf25 homolog. NCBI's taxonomy places the organism in Eukaryota, Metazoa, Arthropoda, Malacostraca, Decapoda, Portunidae. The transcript has 9 exons. The coding region runs from base 182 to 1789 and encodes 535 amino acids. The record is from RefSeq and is a predicted model, not a curated record.